AUGUUAUUUGACGUUUUCUUCAUUUUUAUUUUUUUGUUUUCACAUGAAAACGUCAGGAAUUUCACAAUUGUGUAUUUUCGUCGCAGUAUUUAUACGCGUGUAAUCAAAAUAAUUAUUUAUAUUUUAAUCCAUAUUCAUACGGUCUCCAUUCGAUUUCAAAUUGAAAAUAGUAUAACCAAAGAUAAAAUGCCAGCAAGAAAGAAGACUAGUGGUGGUGGUGGAAACACAUCAGACGCGUCCAAGUAUGGUGAUGAUGCAUACCGAGAAAAGAGACAAAGAAACAAUGAUGCAGUGAAGAAAACGCGCCAAAAGUCUAAAGAGACUGCAACAGAACGUAAGCGCAAUGUAGAACGACUCAAAAACGAUAAUAUCAAAUUGGAAGCUUCUAUUAAACAAGUAAAGGAAAAUGUAGAAACACUUAAAAGUUUAUUAUUGGGCAAUGUAAAGAAAGAGGAACAUGAAGCAUUUCUACAAAAAAUACUUGCUGAACCUACAGACGACGAGGAUGACAGUAAGGAUGGCACAUGAAAUCAAAAUUAUCAUAAAACAACAAGGCUUGAUUAAUAAUUUUUAAAAGUAUGUUAAUAAGAAUAUAUUAGAGUGCUAAUUAAAGCCGCUUUGGGUAUGUUAACAAUUGGUUAUAAAUUUGCCUAACACUUUCCUUGGUAUAUACAAAAUAUGUAAAAUGUUCGUGUACCACUAUUGUACACCAUAAGGUAUUUGUUAAUAAAAAUAAUAGUAUUAAGCACCAUAUGUAAACAAUGUAUGUAUUAAAUAUAUAAAACUUACCAUCAAAAAUGUCGAGUUUUCCUAAAUGUAAUGAAAAUACUUCGUCCAUCUUAUUUCAUAUGUUGAUAUUUGAUCAGUGAGACAGCGUAGUAUAAUCUCCAGCAGUUUAUAGCGCCAAGUGUUAUCGGUUCGAGCUGACUAUUAUAGAUAUCGCACUGAUAACGAACGAAUAACUAAGACACACAUGU
Zeugodacus cucurbitae (melon fly) is the source of this 977-nucleotide messenger RNA. RefSeq names its product CCAAT/enhancer-binding protein gamma (gene Irbp18). NCBI's taxonomy places the organism in Eukaryota, Metazoa, Arthropoda, Insecta, Diptera, Tephritidae. The record is from RefSeq and is a predicted model, not a curated record. Bases 1 to 528 code for a protein of 175 amino acids. Gene Ontology annotation, biological process: regulation of transcription by RNA polymerase II; DNA-templated transcription. The transcript has 2 exons. Gene Ontology annotation, molecular function: RNA polymerase II cis-regulatory region sequence-specific DNA binding; DNA-binding transcription factor activity, RNA polymerase II-specific.